AGAUGAUGACAACGUGGCGCAAGUUGAGUGUGUCUAUACAUGGAGCAGAGCAUUUUCUUCACUGUUCUCGCUUCGCCAGACGUUAAUGGCGGAUAGAGGAGCUCUUUCGUUACCGCGAGCUUCUACUUAUCUUAGUUUCUCAAACCUCCAUGUCUGGCGAUUCCACAACCCUAGAUCUUAUCCUCCCUCUCGUUCUCAACUCCUCUGUUUCUCUUCCUCAUGCUCUAGAGUAACUUCGGCGAAGAUAAUUCAGCUGAACCGCCGGAGAUUCAGCUAUAAAAUAUGCGCCGCCGCUGAUGACGGUAGGGGAUACCGUUUGACGGAAAGGGGAAAAAGGGGAAGGAAGCGGCGGGAGCUAUGGGAAGAACUUUUUGAAGAUAAUGUUGAAGACGAUGAUGAUGAAGAUGAUGGUGGUGGUGGAAUUGGUAGUGCUAAUUUUGACCUGUGGAAGAUCUUAGAGGAAAUUGUAGAUAAUGUUUGGAUUUUAAAGGCAUUCAAAUCGUAUGGAUAUCUCCUCCCAUUCAUCAUCUUAUCGCUUUUCUUCAGCACCGGACCCAAAGCUUUCCUCGUGUCACUAGCCGUAGCAAUCGGGCCAUCAUUGUUAUUUUAUGCGUUCCAGAAGUUGAUUGGUUGGGAUAAACGCAGAGGUACAUCAAUAGCAAAUCAAUUCGGGAUAGAGGAAGAAGAAGAAGAAGUGGAGAGAAGUAGUAGCAGGAUUCGAUACAACCCAUCAACCGUUAGAAACAAUGUCAAUGGCCGUGGAGUUAACCGUAGUUCAGCUGGAAUGGCUUCUAAGUUUGGUGGGUGGGACGAGUUAGACGGGCUUGGUACCACCAUUCCCGAACGGCCAACAAGCGAACCGAAGAAGAAACCGUUACCGAAGAGGAAGAGAGUAAGAAGAGAAAAGGCAGCAGAACCAUUAUUGUUGAGAUUGUUGGUGUCUUUGUUUCCAUUCUUAAGCACAUACACAAACAUGCUCAAGUGAAAAACCACUAAACCAAAACAAACCAAGUUGUUCAAAUUAAACCGAACCGAAAUUGGUUAAAAAUAGAGAAUAA
This is a messenger RNA of Arabidopsis thaliana (thale cress), 1058 nucleotides long. RefSeq lists its product as uncharacterized. The transcript has 2 exons. NCBI's taxonomy places the organism in Eukaryota, Viridiplantae, Streptophyta, Magnoliopsida, Brassicales, Brassicaceae. Bases 86 to 985 code for a protein of 299 amino acids. The record is from RefSeq and is marked reviewed.